Diplodia corticola is the source of this 1743-nucleotide messenger RNA. Its product is annotated as ncs1 nucleoside transporter family protein. Gene Ontology annotation, molecular function: nucleobase transmembrane transporter activity. Gene Ontology annotation, biological process: transmembrane transport; nucleobase transport. The transcript has 6 exons. The record is from RefSeq and is a predicted model, not a curated record. Lineage: Eukaryota; Fungi; Ascomycota; Dothideomycetes; Botryosphaeriales; Botryosphaeriaceae. Gene Ontology annotation, cellular component: plasma membrane. The coding region runs from base 1 to 1743 and encodes 580 amino acids.
AUGGGUUCGGAAAAGCCGAAGGGCCGUCUGGCAUACUGGGCAAAGAGGCUUGAGUGCCCAGUUGACGAGAACGCCAACUACAAAAACACCUUCUGGGCUUUGCGGGAUACUGGGUCAUCUGCGGGCAAGUCAUCGAGCCCCAUUGUUGUGCAGGACACUGACCAGUCGGCAUUCAGGAUCAACACGACAGCUUGGACAGCUGGAUCAUCACUCUUGUCCCUCGGCUUGAGCGUACCUCAGGCCAUGGGGGUCGUGGUGGGUGUUGCUCUGAUCUCAGCCUUGAUUGCGGUCUUCGCCGGUUGGCCUGGUAGUCACCUGUACCUCGGAUUCACCGUCUUAUCCCGCGCGUCUUGGGGCAUGAGGGGCGGUUUCUGGCCAGUGUUGAACCGAAUCAUGACCGCCUGCGUUUGGAUGGGCAUUCAGGCAUACUGGGGCGGACAAGCCGUCAAGAUCAUCCUCCGCGCCCUCAUCGGCCGCAGCUUCAUCGAGCUCAAAAACACGCUCCCCGCCACCGCCAACACCGACACCGCCAGCCUCAUCAGCUUCUUCGUCUUCAUCGCCAUCUUCCUCCCCCUCCCGCUCAUCCCGCCCGAGAAGCUGCAGCUCCCCUUCAAAAUCACCUUCGUCAUGAUCACCGCCACCAUGUUCGGCAUGCUCGGCUGGGCCGUCCGCGCGGCGGGCGGCAGCGCGGGGGGCCUCGUCCACGCGCCGGCGACGCAGCACGGCGCGGCGCUGCGGUGGGCCGCGGCCUACGGGCUGCAGUCCAUCGUGGGGUCGCAGGCGUCCGGGUGCCUGGGCCAGAGCGACUGGACGCGGUACGCGCGCGCGCCGCACGCCGCGCUGCUCGGCCAGCUCGUCGCCGCGCCCGUCUUCAUCGUCGUUACUGCCGUGUGCGGCAUCCUCAUCACCAGCGCCGCCGCCACCGUCUACGGCCGGUACGUGUGGAACCCGUUCGAGCUGCUGCUGCUGGUGCAGGAGGAGGAGGGCGGCGCGCGGCCGGCGGCGAGGGCCGGCACGUUUUUCGCGGGCUUGGGCUUCUUGGUCAGCCAGUUGGCGCUGUGUCAGAUGUUGAAUGGGAUUUCGACCGGGAUGGAUAUGGCGGCGUUGUGUCCGAAAUGGAUCAACAUCCGCCGCGGCUGCUACAUCCUCACCGUCAUCGCCAUCGCCAUCUGCCCAUGGAACUACGUCACCAACCCCGGCACCUUCAUCACCGUCCUCUCCGGCUGGUCCGUCUUCCUCUCGCCCAUGACCGCCAUCGUCAUCUGCGACUACGCCCUCGUCCGCCGCGGCCCCCGCUACCGCGUCUCCGACCUCUACCGCGGCGACGCCUCGUCCGCGUACUGGUACGUCGCCGGCUUCAACCCGCGCGCCUUCGUCGCCUGGAUCGCCGGCAUGGCCCCGCUGCUGCCCGGCUUCGCGCGCGCGGUGAAAGGCGUCGGUGGUACGAGUGGCUGGGAUCGCGUCUAUCAGGUUAGUUAUUUUUAUGGGUUCGGCGCGACGUUUGUCGUGUAUUGGGCGUUGUUUGCGGUGUGGCCGGUGGAGGGGCAGAGGGAGUGUGGGGGGUUUGUGUUGGAGGGGGUGGCGGAGAUGGUGGGGGUGGAGGGAGAGGGGGUGGAGGAUGAUCGGGGGAGGGGGAGUGGGAGUGGGAGUGGGAGCGCGGGUGGGAGGGGAGGGGCGGGGGAGGGGCAUGUGGAGAUGGGUACUGUCGAUGGGAAAGAGGCUGCGAAGACGUUUGCGGAGUGA